Molecule: messenger RNA, 529 nt
Organism: Pseudophryne corroboree (corroboree frog)
Lineage: Eukaryota; Metazoa; Chordata; Amphibia; Anura; Myobatrachidae
Gene: C1H22orf39
Product: chromosome 1 C22orf39 homolog
Exons: 3
Coding region: 90-407 (105 amino acids)
Source: RefSeq, a predicted model, not a curated record
CUCCGGUAGCUCCCAUUGGAGGCUUUGGUACGCCGAUGUGAGUGACUUGUAGGUGAGGGGGCGGGCGCGGUGCUGCUGGAAGAGGAAGCAUGGCUGACACCUGGAGGCCUCCCAGAGAUUGUAAUGAUUACUGGGAUGAAUGGAAAACAUGCAAGAGCCUAAGGAACCGCUUCCAUUACUACUACACUCACGGUGGGGCACCAUCCUGUCAGCAGUGGAAAGCGGACUACAAGACAUGUAAGGAAUGGGAGAAGAACAGGAGCCAGGCAGCUAUGGAAGCUCUUGUAGAGAGUGAGAAUGAAAGGCAGAGAGAGAAACUAAAGCACAACCCAGUAUGGACAAAGAGAAAGCAUCCUCCCCAAGACUGGCAUCUACCCCUGAACAGAGAUAACCCUAACAAAGACUGAGCCUGUCACUCUGUCCGUGAAAUAACGGACUCUGCCUGCUGCCUUACAUGUGCCACAACCGGGUUCUUGUAUUCCUGUGUACAGAAACACCCCCAUCUGUAUUAACAACAACCCUAUUUAAA